AUUUUUGUUUCCAAAAGGUGGCACUUCUCCCAGAGAAACGAAACAACAACAACAUCAAUCAAGGCUACAUUCAUUAAUAUUUUCAACUAAUUUUAUGUAUUUUGUGGCUGAAGUCAUACAGUAUCUUUGAAUUCUAGGUCGUUUAGAUUGGUUUCAGUUGGCAAUAUGUCAGUUCAGAAUUCUUCGGGUCUAGCAUCACUUACAGCAACAUACACCGAUUCAGAAGGAGAAGAUGAAGCAGGGGAUAUUUCUAGUCCCUCUCCUGAGAAACCUAAACCAGUCGCCUCUGUUGCUGUUGUUGUGUCGCCUUCAGUUCGUCUACAAAAUGCCAAGAGACUAGCGCAGCUUGUUUCGUAUCACGAUGACACUGUUGUCUCAGAUGAGGAAGGAGAUGGAGGUGCAGAUUCGGACGAAGUUAUGGAUUUAGAGGAGAAGGAAGAGGAAAAGAUUGAAGAAGAAAUCGCCAUAGAAGAGUUAGCAGAACAGGCUCCUGAUGGUGUAAAACUUCCCCCUGAACCCCCAGGUCAUUGUUCAAUGGCAUUACAGGAAAAAAUUAAAAGGCUGCAUGAAAGAAUCAAGAGCAAUACCAACUUCAAUAUGAACAAGGCUAUACAAGAUAGGAAAGAUUUUCGCAACCCCAGUAUUUAUGAGAAGUUAGUACAGUUUUGUGACAUUAAUGAACUAGGUACAAAUUACCCUCCUGAAAUAUAUGACCCUCUCAUGUGGGGUAAAGAAUCAUACUAUGAAGCACUAGCUAAAGCUCAGAAGGACGACACUGAUAGACGAGAAAAGGAAAGGAAAGAAAAAACCAAAGUUGAGUUUGUGUCAGGCACAGCAAAACGGACUGCUGGAGUUAGCCUUUCUGCUGAAGAGGAAGCCAAGCGGAGGAAAUCAAAAUGGGACCAAGUUGGUGGGGCCGGUGGUGGAGUGUCUGCGCCAUUACUGAGACCUGUUGGAUUAAUGCAACAACCUUCUCUCACUACCUCUGCCACAGGCACUAAAGGAACCGUCAUAUCAGCAUUUGGUUCUCUUCCAAAGAAACCUAAAACAUAGUAUUUUCAAUUUCAUGACAAAGGGAGUUGUGCGUUGGUCCCUUGGUAUACAAAUCAAAGCAUUCUGUCUCUACAUUAAAAUCCGAUGGUUAUAAAUGUAAUCUGGCCCCCUCUGACAAGCCAAGACAUCUUUGUGUAUGUACAUAGUUCAUUCCAACCAAUUGAGACAGAAAAAAAAGUUUGAAAUAUUCUGUAAAACAAUGAUCAAUUUGUAAUUCAUCUGAUUCUUCAUUGAUGCCUGAACUCACAAAUAAAUGUUAUUUUUUACUUA
Messenger RNA from Thrips palmi, 1323 nucleotides. RefSeq names its product SAP30-binding protein. Lineage: Eukaryota; Metazoa; Arthropoda; Insecta; Thysanoptera; Thripidae. The coding region runs from base 166 to 1053 and encodes 295 amino acids. Gene Ontology annotation, biological process: regulation of DNA-templated transcription. The record is from RefSeq and is a predicted model, not a curated record. Gene Ontology annotation, cellular component: nucleus. The transcript is spliced from 5 exons.